CCGCGCUGCUCGCAGUGCGCACAGCAGUACGCACAUGGCGGCGCAACUGAGUGGGAAUGGCGCGGAUGCGCGGGGCGACAGCGGAGGAGGAGCCGGUGCUACCAUGGCGAGAGGGGAGGGCGGCACGGCACCAGUGCUGUCGCGGCACUCGGCGGUGGACUGGGUGGCGCUGGUGCUGUGGAUGGGGUGGAUGCACAUCCUGCUUUUCCUCCUCCUCCUCAUCGCGCUCACCUUCCCUCACCCCCUCGCCCUCGCGCUCCUGCUGCUGCUCGCCACGCUCUCGGUGACGCCCGUCGACGUGGAGGGGCCCGUCGCCAAGGCGUACCGCAGGUUCAUCUACCCGGUGGUGCUGCGCCACUUCCCCGUGCGCGUGCUCUUCCGCGACCAGAGCGCCAUCACCUUCGGCAAGCCCUACGUGGUGGGGUUGGAGCCGCACUCGGUGCUGCCCAUCGGGCUGGCGGCGCUCAUGUGCCACCCCAUGUUCGUUCACGGCUAUGCCGGUGCCACCUCCGCUCUCUUCCGCGUGCCGCUGCUAAGGCAGUUCUGGCAGUGGGUGCGCACCGCGCCCGCCACACGGCCCGUGCUGAUGGGGCUGCUGAGGCGCGGGUGCACGGUGGUGAUCAUCCCCGGCGGCGUGCAGGAGUGCAUCUUCAUGGCGCCCGGCAAGGAGGUGGCGUUCGUCCGCAGCCGCUUUGGCUUCAUCCGCCUGGCGCUGGAGCAGGGGGUCCCCGUGGUGCCCUGCUUCGUCUUCGGCCAGACCACUGCGUACCACUGGUGGAAGCCGGGGGGGGCAUGGUACCGGGCGGUGGCGCGGCGCAUGGGGUUUGCUCCGAUCCUCUUCUGGGGCAUGUGGGGGUCGCCCAUCCCCCUGCGCACGCCCAUGACCAUCGUGUUCGGCACGCCCAUCGGAGGAGGGGACCCCGACCUCAACCCCUCAGAAGAAAGGGUGGCGGCGGUGCAUGCGGAGUACGUGAGUGCGUUGGAGCGCCUCUUCCUCGACUACAGGGCCCAGGCAGGCUACCCUCACAUGCACCUCGACAUCAUGUGACGGGCUGGCAUCAUGUAGAAAUAAGUGGGGGAGGGUUAUAAAUGCCGAGUGACACUAGGGGGCAGCAUUGUUUGGACAUGCUGCGCACACAUGGGGCUGCUCAUCACGUGGCGGACCUAUGCGAAGCACCCAUCGCCAAGGAGGCAGCGGUGGGCUCGCUCUGCUGGGUCAGACGGGGGGCCAGCUUGUCAAAUUACAUAUUUUAUAUAUAUAUAUAUAUUUGUGUAGGCUUGGUAGGUGUGCUACAAUUCCUGAAUCCUACUGUAGAGGGUACAACACACGGUAGGUUUUUCAGCCAACCCUUAAUUUUCAGGGUGGUCAAAAUCUGAACACUUAAAACCCCAAAGCAAAAUAGCAGAGGGGUUAUCAAGUUGGGACCCCUCUUGAUCAGGGCCCCUUUUGUGUCGAGGACCUUUUUUUUAUUCGGA
Messenger RNA from Closterium sp. NIES-67, 1476 nucleotides. The record is from the annotation of a GenBank genome assembly. Lineage: Eukaryota; Viridiplantae; Streptophyta; Zygnematophyceae; Desmidiales; Closteriaceae.